Carica papaya (papaya) is the source of this 1118-nucleotide messenger RNA. Its product is annotated as VASCULAR-RELATED NAC-DOMAIN 6. Gene Ontology annotation, biological process: actin filament depolymerization. NCBI's taxonomy places the organism in Eukaryota, Viridiplantae, Streptophyta, Magnoliopsida, Brassicales, Caricaceae. Gene Ontology annotation, cellular component: actin cytoskeleton. Gene Ontology annotation, molecular function: nucleic acid binding; zinc ion binding; actin binding. The record is from RefSeq and is a predicted model, not a curated record.
UCCGAGUUCUAACCUCGAGGGAACCCUUGUGUGGUUUUGUUUUAGGCUUUAGCUUCCCCAGACCCGGCUGAAACAUCUUUAUCUUGGUCUUCGUCUUCUCCUAGUCUUCGGUUCUUCGUUGUCACAGUACUCGCGCACACGCAGAAAUACAAAUUCAUUCGCUCGGAGAUUCGGCGGAGAUGGUGAGCCAAAGACAGAGACUAGCCCGCAAACGAUACAAGGAAGGUCACCCCGAGUUGUUUCCUAAACCGGAGCCAACACCGCCGAAGGACCCAAACAAGAAGAAGAAUAAAAAGAAGAGCAUGUUCAAGCGCAAAAAAACCGAUAAAGAACCCAGAGACCCAAACAAACCCUUUAAACGAGGCCUCGGAAAACACCCGUUAAGGAUCCCUGGGAUGAAGCCUGGUGAGAGCUGUUUUAUUUGCAAGGAAAAGGAUCAUAUCGCAAAACAAUGCCCUAAAAAAGCUGAAUGGGAAAAGAACAAGAUAUGCUUGCUUUGUAGGCGUCGUGGGCAUAGUCUCAAGAACUGUCCUAAUAAGGCAGAUGAGAGUGUGGAUAAGAAGAUGUGCUAUAACUGCGGAGAAAGUGGUCAUUCACUUGCUAAAUGUCCCUUACCUAUUAAAGAUGGGGGAGCAAAAUUUGCUAACUGCUUUAUCUGUAACCAACAAGGUCAUUUGAGCAAGAGCUGCCCUCAAAAUACUCAUGGGAUCUACCCAAAGGGUGGUGGUUGUAAAAUAUGCGGGGGUGUAACACAUUUGGCCAGAGAUUGUCCUAAUAAAAGCAACAAAGAUUCUGCUCAAGCUUUUAAAGAAGAACCUGGAAACGAAGGAAGACCGAAAGGACAGGUGACCAAGUUUGUGAGUGGGGAUGAGCUUGAUGAUGAUUUCAUGGUAAAAGCCACUCCUACUAGCAGUAAAAAGAAGAAGUCAGCUGACUCGAAAGUUAAUCAUACUACUGAUUCAAAAGUUGGAAAUGUAAAACCCAAAAAACAGGGGCCGAAAGUAGUGAACUUCUUUCGAUAAAAUCUUUCUUCUAAUAAAAUUUACUAGCUCAGUUUUGUGAACUCUGCCAUAGCGAUGAUAUUCAGUAUUGCAGAAACAAUUAAAUUUUUGUUCUCU